CUCCUCCAUUUGAAACCUCUCAACAGUACAUCAUCUCUGUCUCAUAUACAUAUAUAUACGUGUGUGUGUGCAUAUUUAUUGAGAAAUUAGGGUUUAUGUACUCAAUUAGUUAACGAUAUCUAUCUUUGUCUUGUUUUGUUUGUAAAAUUUCUUGCAUUGGUAGCUGCAAUGGCUACUUUCAAUACUGCUUCGACACCGAAUCCCAAUCCGAACAAGUCGGUUGAGGUGGUACAACCUCCAAGUGAUUCUGUAUCAAGUCUUACUUUCAGUCCCAAUGCCAAUUUCCUUGUUGCAACUUCAUGGGAUAACCAGGUGCGAUGUUGGGAGAUAAUGCGGAAUGGGGCCACUGUUGGAAGUGUGCCCAAGGCAUCAAUGUCGCAUGACCUGCCGGUUUUAUGCUCGACUUGGAAGGAUGAUGGGACAACUGUCUUCUCUGGGGGAUGUGACAAGCAAGUUAAGAUGUGGCCAUUACUGUCUGGUGGCCAACCAAUGACAGUGGCCAUGCACGAUGCACCCAUUAGUGAAAUUGCUUGGAUACCGGAGAUGAAUCUCCUAGUCAGUGGAAGCUGGGACAAAACUCUGAGGUAUUGGGAUUUGAGACAGUCAAAUCCAGUGCAUACUCAACAACUUCCUGACCGCUGCUAUGCAUUUGCAGUGAGACAUCCUUUGAUGGUGGUUGCAAUUGCGGAUAGAAAUAUCAUAGUUUUUAACUUGCAGAACCCUCAGACUGAGUUCAAAAGGAUCAUUUCACCCCUGAAGUAUCAGACAAGGUGUGUUGCUGCAUUUCCUGAUCAGCAAGGCUUCUUGGUUGGCUCAAUUGAGGGAAGAGUUGGUGUACAUCAUCUCGAUGAUUCACAACAAAGUAAAAACUUCACUUUCAAAUGCCAUAGAGAGGGCAAUGACAUAUACUCGGUCAAUGCAUUGAACUUUCAUCCUGUCCAUCAUACAUUUGCAACUGCUGGAUCUGAUGGUGCUUUUAACUUUUGGGACAAGGAUAGCAAACAGAGACUCAAGGCCAUGUCGAGGUGCAGUCAACCUAUACCAUGCAGUGCUUUCAACAAUGAUGGUUCAAUAUAUGCAUACUCGGUGUGUUAUGAUUGGAGCAAGGGUGCAGAAAAUCAUAAUCCAUCAACCGCAAAGACCCAUGUUUUCCUGCACUUGCCACAGGAGUCCGAGGUUAAAGGCAAACCACGAAUUGGAGGUGGUGGCAGAAAGUGAAAUUUGCUGCUUGUAAUACUCAAGAAAAAUAUGUACUUGUUUUUGUAAAUGGAUCCUUUUACAACUAUUGAUUUAUGAAUUCUAUAUUAUUUGUUAAUAUAGAAAGUUUUGCAGCAA
Camellia sinensis is the source of this 1335-nucleotide messenger RNA. Its product is annotated as protein RAE1. Lineage: Eukaryota; Viridiplantae; Streptophyta; Magnoliopsida; Ericales; Theaceae. Gene Ontology annotation, molecular function: protein binding. The record is from RefSeq and is a predicted model, not a curated record.